AUGCUCCAUUGCCGCCCAAGCAAUCAGCACCCGCAAACCGCCUCCAGUGCGGGGCCGAACGCCUCAGACUUCGCAGAUUCCCUCACCAGCCGAACCGCAUCUGUGCCGAUGCGAUCUCCGGUUGCCGGAGACGGUGGGAAUGCGCACCGCUCGCCCCAGCAGACGGAGGAUGUGGCCGGCAUACCCUAUAACACGCGAGGAGCGGCUAACGCAUGCGCGGCCGCAGAGUUUCCCGCGAGCUGCCAUGGGGGCGGUUUGCCUGAGGACACACCAACGCCGAGGUUGUGGGUGAACGACCUCCCAGCCGUGUGCCCGGACUCCAUCGAUGCCACCGCAGCCGCCAACGCCCGUAAUUUUGCUGCCUUCAAGUCUGCCCUCCCUCAUUUGAGAUCCGCGUCGUCUGUGUACUCCUCCCGCUCCCCCUCACCGUCACGCUGCGAUGAUGAAAAGAGUGUGGGACACUCCGCCUUCGUCGUGGAAUCCGACCGAGAGAAGGACGACGACUGUGACUCCCUGAACAGCCCCAACAAGCAGCGACCGAAUGCGGCUUGUGCCGCGUCCAUGGGUUUUGGUCUCAUUGCGGCAGCUGAGUCGGCGCCGGCGACGCCGCCAAACGGCGUGGCACAGAAGCAGUCGAAUGAGACCGGCUCACCUGACAGGGAUGUGGCUUCCGCGGGUGAGGGCAAGGAGUUGUACCGUGCCUGGAAACUGGCGGCGCUGCGGCGGAACGCGUUAGAACUGCGCCCCAUGGCGCACAAGUAUGCGCUGGAGGUCGUGCGUCAGCGCUACGGCAGCAGGACUGUGGGCGGUUUGUCCAAGUAG
This is a messenger RNA of Trypanosoma conorhini, 822 nucleotides long. RefSeq names its product metaciclina II. The record is from RefSeq and is a predicted model, not a curated record. The transcript has a single exon. Lineage: Eukaryota; Euglenozoa; Kinetoplastea; Trypanosomatida; Trypanosomatidae. Bases 1 to 822 code for a protein of 273 amino acids.